This is a messenger RNA of Gekko japonicus, 447 nucleotides long. Its product is annotated as interleukin-17F-like. Gene Ontology annotation, molecular function: cytokine activity. Bases 1 to 447 code for a protein of 148 amino acids. NCBI's taxonomy places the organism in Eukaryota, Metazoa, Chordata, Lepidosauria, Squamata, Gekkonidae. The transcript is spliced from 2 exons. Gene Ontology annotation, cellular component: extracellular region. Gene Ontology annotation, biological process: inflammatory response. The record is from RefSeq and is a predicted model, not a curated record.
AUGUUGAUCCUAGUGUCGCUGCUGAAGAGUUUUGCGGUUGGGAAAACUCUAGUUCCCAAUGUGAACAGCAAAACACCAGGUUGCUUGGAACCGGAUGAAGAGGGAUUCCCUCAAAGCAUCAAGAUCAAUAUAAGCAUCAUCCACACAAACCAGACUAAAAAUGUAAUGCCUGAUGCCAGCAAACGAUCAACCUCUCCAUGGGACUACAGCAUUACCGAAGAUCCCAACAGGUUCCCCUCCAGGAUCGCUGAGGCCACGUGCCGCCAUACCGGCUGCAUGGAUGCCACCGGAAAGGAGAACUACAGCGUGAGCUCUGUCCCCAUUCGACAGGAGAUCCUGGUGAUCCGACGCAAGUACAGGGGCUGUGAGCAAACCUAUCAGCUGGAGAAACAAUGGGUCACCGUUGGCUGUACGUGUGCCAGACCGCAGUUGAUCACUUCUGCAUGA